AACAACAGACAACAGCACCCGCCCCACCCACCGCCCACAUCCUGGCAGGAGAACACUUACUUGUUGCUACCAUACUCAACUGCUCUUGUCUUAUCUUAUCUUAUCUGCUCUUAUCAACACACUCCUUCAACCAUCAUGGACUAUGGAAUGGAUUAUCAAGGCGAUAACGCCUACGGCAGUGGCGGCGGCUUUACGUCCGGCGGCGGCGGUGGCGAUACCUUUGGUCAACAGAGCAGCCAAGGUGGCGGUGGUGGCGGCGGCGGAAGUGGAAAUCGUCGCAACUAUGAUGAACAACGAUUGAUCCCAGUGACUUGUAAAAUGAUCAAUUCUUGCGUGAUAUCAACGGAGGACGGUAGUUCGGUGACACUGGAAGACGGCCGCAAAUUCACACACAUCAAACUGGUCGGUGCCGUUCGAGGCUUUGAAAGCAACAGUACCCACAUGAUGUACCAAAUUGAAGAUGGGACGGGUUUGGUGGAGGUCAAGCAGUGGUUGGAUGAAUCUGGAUGCACGGCCCAACAGGAAAUGCUACAAUCUACACAGAAGGAAAUGCUCUAUGUCAAAGUCACUGCCAAACUAAAUGUCUUUGAACAAAAGAUCACUCCCGUGGCCGACAUGGUUCGCCCCUUAUCCACCGGCAACGAAUUAACACAUCAUUUUUUGGAGGUGGUUUAUUCGGGAGAAAUGGCCAAACAGCGUGACAGCAUUGUCCAGCCAGCAAGUCCAAUGAUGGGUGUCACUUCGGGUGGUGGUGGAGUUGGAUUUGGCAGCACUUCGAGUGGAAGUGGUCGUACUCCGUUGACGGCACAAGGGGGAAGCAAUGGCGGAGAUGAGCUCAAGAAUAACAUUAUGCAAUACAUUCAGGACCGAGGCCGCGAAUCCGAUAUUGGUGCCGACGUCAAAGCUUGUAUCCGUCAUUUUAGUCAGUACCAGGAAACCGAAGUGCGAGCGAUCAUUGAGAACUUCCAAUCCGAGGGAAUGGUGUACACAACUGUCGAUGAAGAUCACGUAAAGUCCGCCAUGUGAGCUGACAGACGAUGAACUGCCCUUGUCUGGUGUGGUGAAUAGGCUGGCUCUGUCCCAGAAUGCAUCGCUGGGGGCGGAAGGAGAGAAAUGGCAUUCUUGAGCAAUCCGGAACGAAACAAAAAGGGAUAUCGUACCCGUUCGAUCUACCCAAGAACUACAAUAGUGCAGUAUGUUGAUUCUUUAAAGUAUUUAUUGUGGGCAUUUUUAUCGUAAAAGUCCUUCAAAAC
This is a messenger RNA of Seminavis robusta, 1253 nucleotides long. NCBI's taxonomy places the organism in Eukaryota, Bacillariophyta, Bacillariophyceae, Naviculales, Naviculaceae. The record is from the annotation of a GenBank genome assembly.